This is a messenger RNA of Penicillium maclennaniae, 1533 nucleotides long. RefSeq names its product choline transporter-like family protein. The transcript is spliced from 3 exons. Gene Ontology annotation, molecular function: transmembrane transporter activity. Gene Ontology annotation, cellular component: plasma membrane. NCBI's taxonomy places the organism in Eukaryota, Fungi, Ascomycota, Eurotiomycetes, Eurotiales, Aspergillaceae. The record is from RefSeq and is a predicted model, not a curated record. Gene Ontology annotation, biological process: transmembrane transport. The coding region runs from base 1 to 1533 and encodes 510 amino acids.
AUGAGUGGGCAAGCAGCUAGCUAUUACGACCCUAAUCAGGGCUUCGCCCAGGAACAGGGGAAGGGGAAGCCUGACAACCAUAACCGUGACUUGGAACAACGCGGCAAUGGCUACCAGCCACAGCAAGUUGCGUCCGAGGCCAAAUCGCCAGGGCCUCCAGAAUACCCUGACCACCCUCCGCCGCCGUACAGUACUUUUGAUGAGGCGUUCAAGAUUGAAAAACCAAAGUGGAACGAUAUUUGGGCAGGUCUUUUGUUAAUCGCCGUGUUUUUGGGCUAUGUCGCAGUGUCCGGCUAUACCAUUCAUUCGUAUGCAGUCAAUAAGGGCUUCAAUGGGGGUGGUAUCUAUGACUCGUCUAACGACUUCUCGCUCGACACCAACACCCUGGUUCUCUUCAUCUUUGUGCUCUGUGUUGCCCUUGUUUUCUCAUGGCUGUACUUCCUCGGCGCACGAUACUUCACCAAAACCUUCAUCUGGGCCACGGGCAUUCUGAACAUUGUCUUCGCACUCGCAACGGGCAUCUACUAUAUCGCAAAGAAGCAGUAUGGAGGCGGAAUAGUGUUUCUGGUCUUCGGAGUCUUCGCCAUCAUUUGCUUCAUUAGCUGGAUCCCACGCAUCCCAUUCACGGCUUUUAUGUUGCAGACCACCAUGGACGUGGCGCGCAACUAUGGACACGUCUUCCUGGUCAGUGCUUUGGGUGGUAUCGUCACCGUGGCUUUCUCGGCUUGGUUCUCGGUGACUCUAGUCGCGAUUUAUGUCAAGUUUGAGCCGGAUUCCUCGGGGACGAAUCCGUCAUGCGCGAAUGGCGGCUGUAGUCGCGCCAAGGUGAUUGGGCUUGUCGUGUACGUGACUUUUGCCAUGUACUGGUUCAGCGAGUGGAUCAAGAACACUGUGCACACGACCAUCGCUGGCGUGUAUGGAUCGUGGUACUUUUGGAGCAAGUCUGCGGGUGGAAUGCCGAAAGGGUCGACUCGGGGAGCGUUCCGUCGCGCGACGACCUACUCGUUUGGCAGUAUCAGUUUGGGAAGUCUGAUUAUUGCGAUUAUUCAAAUGAUGCGCCAAGCAUGCUCUAUUGCACAGCGACAAGAGGCAGCCCAAGGCAACCUGAUUGGUAGUAUCGCCAUCUGGGUCUUGGGGUGCAUCAUUUCGCUCCUUGACUGGCUCGUCACACUUUUCAAUCGCUACGCCUUCUGCCACAUUGCGCUUUACGGCAAAGCCUACAUCCCUGCGGCCAAGGAUACAUGGAAGAUGAUGCGCGACCGUGGCAUUGAUGCUCUCGUUCAAGACUGUCUGAUUGGCCCAGUCUUGACCAUGGGUUCGGUCUUCGUUUCAUACGUGUCAGUGAUUAUGGCCUUUUCUUUUGUCAUUGGAUUGCAGGUCUGCCAGGUGUUCAUGACGCCCAUCGGCAGUGGUGUUGAGACCAUCUUCGUGGCCAUGGGCUGGGACCCGCAAGUCAUGAUCAACGACCACCCAGACAUUUACUACAAGCUUGUGCAGCUGUACCCACGUGUGCAACAGGCCAUCCACGCGUAG